This is a messenger RNA of Sus scrofa (pig), 1338 nucleotides long. The record is from RefSeq and is a predicted model, not a curated record. Lineage: Eukaryota; Metazoa; Chordata; Mammalia; Artiodactyla; Suidae.
AUGCAGGGUCGACCAACUGUCCCGGCCUACUCGGUCGCGUGGACUGAGGGGCCGUGGGGUCGACCAGAUGUCCCAGCUGACUCGGUCCUGCAGGCCAAUGGGCCGCAGGGUCAACCAGCUGUCCUGGCCGACUCGUUCCCACAGGGUGGAUCAGCUGUCCUGGCUGACUCGUUACUGCGGACCGAGGGGCCUCGGGGUCGACCAGCUGUCCUGGCCUAUUCGGUGCCGCGGACCGAGGGGCCGCGGGGUCGACCAGCUGUCCUGGCCGACUCAGUCCCUCGAGGUCAACCGGCUGUCCUGGCCGACUCGGUCCCAUGGGCGGGGCCAAGUGCGUCCCCAUCCCGCGCUGCGUCACCGUCUUCCUGCCCGCGAAUUGAGGCGUCUCGGCUGUGGGCCGCGCGGGCUCGAGGAGCGCGGACACGGGGCGCGCCGGCCGUGGCUCCCUGGGCAGCGGCCGCGCUCCCGCCCUUGAAGCCGCUGCGUGCGUUGAGGCUCACGCUGGCCGCUGCUUUCCUGACGACCCUCCUGCUGCAGCUCGUCUGCGCGCUUUUCCAGGACCUGAUCCGCUGCGGGAAAACAGGGCACGGUGGACCCUGCCGGGCCUUGACUGUCCCCAAGAGGUGUUUUUCUUCCUUCUGCAUCAGCCCAGUGCUGUGGAACGGCUUCCUGCUUUGGAGCCUUACUCAAUCCCUGUUCCUGGGAGUGCCUUUUCCAAACUAGCUUCACAGUUUGCUGAGAAGUCUUAGGGCUGUGCAACUCCCAGGGGGUGGCCUGGUGCUGUCUGCCCUCUCAGGGCCAGUGUUUCCGUGGCUGCACACACGGAGACGGCUCGAGUGCUUCUAUGUCCGUGCCUCCAGGGUGACGGUUCACGUUGUGCAGGAUUGUUUUGGGCUUGUCUACCACGUCUUCAUCAGCCUAACUGUGCUGAGCGAAGUACCAAUGGGCUGCUGGAACGUCUCUGUGAUGGGGCGGGACCUCUUGAUGCAAGCUCAGUGGUUCCAUAUCCAGCAGAUGAUGCUCAUCUGGUCAUCUGCCCAUCAAUACAAGUGCCACGUCAUUCUGGGGAAGCUCAGGAAAAAUAAAGCAGGAGUGGUCAUUGACUGUAUCCCUUUUGGAGACUGGUUUGAAUAUGUUUCCUCCCCUAACUACUUAGCAGAGCUUGUGAUCUACAUUUCCAGGGCUGUCAGCUUUGGAUUCCACAGCUUGACGUGGUGGCUUGUGGUAACAUAUGUGUUCUUGAACCUGGCCCUGUCUGCUUUCCUCAGUCACAAAUUCUGCAGAAGCAAAUUCGUCUCCUACCCAAAGCAUAGGAGAGCUUUCCUGCCAUUUGUGUUUUAA